Molecule: messenger RNA, 3530 nt
Organism: Humulus lupulus (European hop)
Lineage: Eukaryota; Viridiplantae; Streptophyta; Magnoliopsida; Rosales; Cannabaceae
Product: glycine dehydrogenase (decarboxylating), mitochondrial
Exons: 15
Coding region: 166-3300 (1044 amino acids)
Biological process (GO): glycine decarboxylation via glycine cleavage system
Cellular component (GO): mitochondrion; apoplast; glycine cleavage complex
Molecular function (GO): glycine dehydrogenase (decarboxylating) activity; glycine binding; pyridoxal phosphate binding
Source: RefSeq, a predicted model, not a curated record
UAUGUGUGUUAUCAUCAGCUCAUUACCAACUCACCACCUCCAUUGGCUACACUCAAUCCAAUGGAAUAACCGUAAUAAAGAUUGAAUCUUUCUUCCAAACCAACCAAAACCCAUCUCCCUUCUCUCCUCAGCUUGGGCCUUCGUUGUGUGUUGCAAAAGCUCACAAUGGAGAGAGCUCGGCGGUUGGCGAACAGGGCUAUGCUGAAACGAUUGGUUUCAGAGGCCAAGAAGUAUCGUCAGAAUGAGGCUCCGUUGAGCGCUAGCUCGCCGAUGUCGUACACGCCUUCGAGGUACGUUUCAUCGUUGUCGCCUUGUUCUUCCCGUGUUCGAAGUGGUAUUAGAUCAGAUUCGUCGUUUGGGUCUCAGGCUCAUCAGACUCGGUCGAUUUCGGUCGAGGCAUUGAAACCCAGUGACACUUUUGCUCGCCGACAUAACUCGGCCACCCCAGAUGAGCAAUCCAAAAUGGCUGAGAUUUGUGGGUUUGAUGGCGUUGAUUCGCUUAUUGAUGCCACUGUGCCCAAAUCGAUUAGACUUGAUUCGAUGAAGUUUUCUAAGUUUGAUGAUGGGUUAACCGAGAGCCAAAUGAUUGAGCAUAUGCAGAGUCUGGCUUCUAAGAACAAGGUUUUCAAGUCUUUUAUUGGGAUGGGUUAUUAUAACACUUAUGUUCCUCCUGUUAUUUUGAGGAACAUAAUGGAAAAUCCAGCUUGGUAUACUCAAUACACACCAUACCAAGCUGAGAUUUCCCAAGGUCGUCUUGAGUCUUUGCUUAAUUUUCAGACCGUUAUAACAGAUCUCACUGGCUUGCCCAUGUCGAAUGCUUCCUUGCUCGAUGAGGGAACCGCGGCUGCUGAGGCAAUGGCUAUGUGUAAUAACAUUCUGAAGGGAAAGAAGAAGACUUUCAUCAUUGCCAAUAACUGUCACCCUCAGACUAUCGAUAUUUGCAAGACCAGAGCCGAUGGUUUUGAUCUGAAAGUUGUUACUGCUGAUCUUAAGGAUAUUGAUUACAAAUCUGGGGAUGUUUGUGGUGUUCUUGUUCAGUAUCCAGGCACUGAGGGUGAGGUUUUGGAUUAUGGGGAGUUCAUUAAGAAUGCUCAUGCUAAUGGGGUUAAGGUUGUGAUGGCGAGUGAUCUAUUGGCACUGACUGUGUUGAAGCCACCUGGUGAAUUUGGGGCUGAUAUUGUUGUUGGUUCUGCUCAGAGGUUUGGUGUUCCUAUGGGUUAUGGUGGUCCUCAUGCAGCGUUUCUGGCCACCUCUCAAGAGUACAAGAGGAUGAUGCCUGGAAGAAUCAUUGGUGUUAGUGUUGAUUCUUCGGGUAAGCCUGCUCUGCGUAUGGCUAUGCAGACUAGGGAGCAGCAUAUCAGGAGGGACAAGGCUACCAGCAACAUCUGCACUGCUCAGGCACUGCUUGCAAACAUGGCUGCUAUGUACGCUGUUUAUCAUGGACCUGAAGGCCUUAAAACAAUUGCGGAACGAGUUCAUGGUCUUGCUGGAGCGUUUGCACUUGGAUUGAAGAAACUCGGGACAGUAGAAGUUCAGGACCUGCCUUUCUUUGAUACAGUGAAGGUUAAGACUGCUGAUGCUCAUGCAAUUGCAGAUGCUGCUUACAAAAGUGAGAUGAAUUUGCGAGUUGUGGACUCAAACACUAUCACUGCUGCCUUUGAUGAAACAACUACCUUGGAGGAUGUUGAUAAGCUUUUCAAAGUUUUUGCAUCUGGCAAGACUGUACCAUUCACUGCUGCAUCACUUGCACCAGAAGUGAAGGGAGCAGUGCCUGCUGGCCUGAAAAGAGAGAGCCCAUUUCUCACCCAUCAAAUCUUUAACUCGUGCCAUACCGAGCACGAGUUGCUCAGAUACCUGUACAAGUUACAAUCAAAGGACUUGUCAUUAUGCCACAGCAUGAUUCCUCUUGGUUCUUGUACAAUGAAAUUGAACGCAACAACUGAAAUGAUGCCAGUAACGUGGCCUGGUUUUACUGACAUCCACCCUUUUGCACCUACUGAACAAGCCCAGGGAUAUCAGGAAAUGUUCACAAAUUUGGGUGAUCUAUUAUGUACUAUUACCGGGUUUGAUUCCUUCUCCUUGCAACCCAAUGCUGGAGCUGCUGGAGAGUAUGCCGGGCUGAUGGUUAUCCGUGCUUAUCAUUUGGCAAGAGGGGAUCAUCACCGCAAUGUGUGCAUUAUUCCUGUCUCAGCACAUGGGACAAAUCCUGCUAGUGCUGCAAUGUGUGGAAUGAAAAUUGUGCCUGUUGGAACUGAUGCCAAGGGAAACAUUAACAUCGAAGAGUUAAAGAAGGCAGCUGAAUCAAACAGAGAAAACCUAUCAGCUCUCAUGGUGACAUACCCUUCAACUCAUGGAGUGUACGAAGAAGGUAUCGAUGAGAUAUGUAAGAUAAUUCAUGACAAUGGAGGCCAAGUGUACAUGGACGGAGCUAACAUGAAUGCACAGGUUGGUCUGACUAGCCCAGGUUGGAUUGGAGCUGAUGUUUGCCAUCUCAAUCUUCAUAAAACAUUUUGCAUUCCACAUGGUGGAGGUGGCCCUGGCAUGGGUCCUAUUGGUGUGAAGAAACACUUGGCACCGUAUUUGCCUUCACAUCCUGUGAUACCUACCGGUGGCAUUCCUGCCCCCGACGAGGCUAAGCCGCUUGGAACCAUUGCUGCUGCACCUUGGGGUUCUGCGCUUAUUUUGCCAAUUUCUUAUACCUACAUUGCAAUGAUGGGAUCUAAGGGACUCACCGAUGCAUCGAAGAUAGCAAUCCUGAAUGCAAACUACAUGGCAAAACGCUUGGAGAACUAUUACCCUGUCCUUUUCCGCGGUGUCAAUGGAACAUGUGCUCAUGAAUUCAUUAUUGACUUGAGAGGCUUUAAGAACACUGCUGGAAUCGAGCCUGAAGAUGUUGCCAAGCGUCUAAUGGACUAUGGGUUCCAUGCACCAACUAUGUCGUGGCCAGUUCCUGGCACGCUCAUGAUUGAACCUACCGAGAGUGAAAGCAAAGCUGAGUUAGACAGGUUUUGUGACACUCUUAUUUCAAUCAGAGAAGAAAUUGCUCAGAUUGAGAGUGGAAAGGCUGACCUUCACAACAAUGUGCUGAAGGGAGCUCCUCAUCCACCAUCACUGCUCAUGGGAGACACUUGGACAAAGCCAUACUCGCGGGAAUAUGCAGCUUUUCCCGCUCCCUGGCUUCGAUCUUCCAAGUUCUGGCCAACCACAGGACGCGUGGACAAUGUGUACGGGGACCGCAACCUCACCUGCACCCUUCUCCCCGUUUCACAGUACGAAGAACAGGCGGCCGUCAAUGCUUAAUCUUCAUCGUCCCCGAUCUCCACUACUGCUUCCCUAGCUGCCAUUGUAAUAUAACUUCUUCAUUCUUAAUCUCAUCAUCAUACCCUUCUUCUCUUGCAGCUGCAUAAGGUGACACAUUUUCCUGAUAUCAGAACAAUUAUCAGCUGCUAUUAAUAACAAGUUGUUGCUAUUUGCAACUCAAAAAUGUUGUAAUUAUACUUCCAUUUCUUAUCUAGUUUCUUCUCAUAUCA